Messenger RNA from Xenopus laevis (African clawed frog), 1622 nucleotides. RefSeq names its product cytochrome P450 family 2 subfamily A member 6 gene 1 L homeolog (gene cyp2a6.L). Gene Ontology annotation, biological process: xenobiotic metabolic process; epoxygenase P450 pathway. Gene Ontology annotation, molecular function: monooxygenase activity; heme binding; oxidoreductase activity, acting on paired donors, with incorporation or reduction of molecular oxygen, reduced flavin or flavoprotein as one donor, and incorporation of one atom of oxygen. The transcript has 9 exons. The record is from RefSeq and is a predicted model, not a curated record. NCBI's taxonomy places the organism in Eukaryota, Metazoa, Chordata, Amphibia, Anura, Pipidae. Bases 47 to 1534 code for a protein of 495 amino acids. Gene Ontology annotation, cellular component: endoplasmic reticulum membrane; cytoplasm.
CAGGACAAGGUACAGAAAUUAUUUCUGCAAAGCUGAUACGGUGAGGAUGGUGCUGGGCUUUGCAGGCACGAUUCUUCUGACUGCCUGUGUUACCAUUCUGCUUUUCCUCUUCAAAUGGAGAGGCAAAAUCAAACUCAAAAAUCUGCCCCCAGGACCAACCCCAAUUCCAUUGUUGGGUAAUAUUCCACAGAUCAACACUAGAGAACUUCCUGACUCCUUGCUCGAGUUAAGUAAAACCUAUGGACCUGUGUACACCCUAUAUCUGGGCAGUUAUCGAUCAGUUAUGCUCAUUGGGUACGAUACUGUGAAAGAGGCAUUGGUCGAUCGCAGUGAAGUGUUUAGUGAUAGGGGAAAUAUGGAAUUUACCGAGCUGAUAUUUAAAGAUUAUGGUGUUAUAAUGAGCAAUGGGGAGAGGUGGAAAACAAUGCGGAGAUUUACUCUCAUGACUCUACGAAAUUUCGGAAUGGGGAAGAGGAGCAUUGAGGAAAGGAUCCAAGAGGAAUCACAAAGCCUUGUCGAGGCAUUUGGAAAGAAUAAAGAUAAACCAUUUGACCCAAUGUACCUCCUGGUACUUGCUGUAUCCAAUAUCAUCUGUUCUGUUAUCUUUGGUGAGAGAUUUGACUAUGAGGAUGAAAGAUUUAUGACAUUACUGAUGUACCUGAGGGAGAUAAUAAGAUUGUCAAACACAUUCAUUGGACAGCUUCUCAAUUUCUUUCCAAAUAUUUUACGACAUAUUCCUGGCCCCCACCAAAAUAUUUUCAAAUAUUUUGAUAAACUAAAGGAGUUUGUGAGGGAUGAAGCAAAUGCUCACAAAGACUCACUGGAUAGGAACUGUCCAAGGGACUUUAUAGAUUGCUUUCUUAUGAAAAUGGAAGAGGAAAAAAAUAAUCCUAACACGGAAUUCCACAAUGAGAAUUUGAAUGAAGUCAUCUUUGAUUUGUUUUUCGCUGGGACAGAGACCACUAGUGUAACACUGAGAUAUGCCUUUCUUAUAUUACUCAAAUAUCCAGAUAUUCAAGAAAAGAUUCACAAGGAGAUUGAUCAAGUGAUAGGCCAAGACCGCUGUCCAUCAGUUGAAGACAGGAGCAAGAUGCCAUAUACUGAAGCUGUGAUCCAUGAGGUUCAGAGAUUUGCAGACAUUGUUCCAGCUGGACUGGCCCAUGCAGCCAGCAAAGACACAAGCUUCAGAGGAUAUUACAUUCCUAAGGGUACUUUGAUCUUUCCAGUGCUGAGAUCUGUGCUAAAGGAUCCUAAACACUUCAAAAACCCAUAUCAAUUUGACCCUGGGCACUUUUUGGAUGCCAAUGGCUCUUUUAAGAAGAAUGAUGCAUUCAUGCCAUUUUCUGCAGGAAAACGUGUGUGCGCAGGGGAGGGACUUGCUCGUAUGGAGCUCUUCAUAUUUCUCACUACCAUCUUACAAAAGUUCAUUUUAAAACCGACAGUGGAUACGGAAGUCAUUAAAAUUACCCCAGAGCCAAAGACCAAUGGUUCACGACCUAGGCCCUUCAAGAUGUUUGUUGUCCCUCGCUGCUGAAGCAGGAUAUUCCAAAAUGCCAAAAUGAUGAUGCUUACAAAUCAUUUUUUGUCCUUACACAUCAGUAAUAAAGGUGUCCCUACCCUAA